UUGCAUACUUGACAUCGCCACCUCACUCGUCAUUAUGUCCUUUGCUGAUGCUGUUGGUGUGGGUGUUGAGGGAGAGGUGGGGGGCGAGGGCAUUGCUGUCAUGGAGGGCACUGUGUUCGCUUCCGUCAGCCUCCUAGUGCCCCUGUUUGGCUUCCGGGGGCGUUUGGGGAGGGGAAAGAGGAGAGCGGAAAUGGAAUGGAAGGAAAAGGGGGAGUACUAUUCGGCAGAUUGUCCAUCUGUGCUGUGGGCCCUGCUGCAAUAACAGCAACCGGAAUUAUUUCGAGGCUUGCGCUUGAUUGGGAGGAAAUGAGUGGUGUGGAGAGAGCGAGUGCCAGUGCGAAUAUUGAGAAAUGGUGCAUUUUGAGGUUGGUCUUGAGUUGAUUGAGGGAGGUGAGUUGUUGGGUUAAGAGCAGGUCUAUGAGUAGAGGGGUUAGAGAGAGAAAGUAGAGACGUGAUGAAUUAAGAGAUAUGGGCACAGUAGCAAGAGGAAGAUAGAAGCAGUGCUGAUUUAUGAGGUAUGCGUUGCGUAGGGUUGUUUUGUUUCGUGGCUAAGUAAAUAACAUAAUUUGGGACAUUCCUCGCGCAUCCUGUUGGUUACACAGUGUAGUGACCUUCUUUGAGCCGCAGACUUGGGAAGGGAGUGCUGAG
Messenger RNA from Hyaloscypha bicolor E, 648 nucleotides. RefSeq lists its product as uncharacterized. The coding region runs from base 35 to 262 and encodes 75 amino acids. The record is from RefSeq and is a predicted model, not a curated record. NCBI's taxonomy places the organism in Eukaryota, Fungi, Ascomycota, Leotiomycetes, Helotiales, Hyaloscyphaceae. The transcript has a single exon.